GUUUUUCUUCUGAAUAAAAUAUUUCUAAUAAAAACUCUUUAUUUCUAUAUCGAAUCACAGGUUAGGUGACUGCGUUAGCCAUUCAAGAAAGUCAUCGGGUGUUAAAAAUAAUCCCGAUUAGACAAAUUUAAUUCUGGCUAAUUCGCAACGGCGAAAAAGGUGUUUUUAAUAAAGAUAAAUCGUAAUAAAAUUCUGAAAAGAGUAUAAAACUCAACGUCUCGUCUUGGAAUGCAGUGAAUAUAAGAAAAUUAUGCUCAAGUGGAAUGUACACCCAUAUACUUUGUUUCAAGUCGACUUUAGGAUUAAGAGAGAGAGACCCUUUUACGGCCUGGGAUUAAACAGGUAAAUUCAGUAGUGGUUUGCACAUCUGGACUACGAUGCUAGACGCACACCUAUAUAGAUGUAUAUGGACAAAAUAGAAGUCGAGGCUCCGCCUAUAUGGAUCCUGUGGUUUCUGCCUUCUUCGCGCCUAUUUGAAAGGCAAAAUGCAUUUCGUGUUGUGAAUGUAUGGGAAUAUUUCUUGAGGCCUGCCUUUUCUCUUUUUUAAAAGAACGAAGGGGGCCGAGCCUGUGACCAAUAAUAUAAACCGGUUGAACCAGUCGUUGAAUCGAUAGCGUGAUUUCUUUUUCAUUUUUUCCUCUUCUUUUCUUCACUAUAAAGAAUGAAAAAAAAAAUGAAGAAAGAGCUUCAAAUAAAAAAAGGGCCGCUAAGUCCUUUCAAAAAUGGUGGACGAAAAAAAAUUCGAUGAAACUUUUUUCUACAAUGGAGCCUUAUUCGAAAUCAACUUUGAAAAUUAUAGCUCAACUGAAAAUUCGAAAUUUCAACGUGAAAGGAGAAAAUUAAACAAAAACAGAUUAAGAAAAAUGUAUUGAAUAAAUAAUCCAUUGUUAUGCUGAUUUUAAUUGUCGCAAUGACUAUAUCGAUAUAUAAUAAGGACAAGGAUGAAAAACAAUAAUAUUAUGGAAGACGGAAAAAGACAAAAAAAAUUAAUUUUUCUAUUUAGAAGAAUAGAAAUCAUGUGGGAGUAACAGCUCGAGGGACAACAAAACUUUUGCCCACUGAUUCUAAACAAACACAAAAAUUUGUCGUUGGUGAUUACGAUGGAAUCGUUCACAUUUAUGGAAUGAAGAAAAACGAAUUGCAGCUAAUUUUCAAAUCAUUACCGGGACCAAAAAUAAAUGGAUUAAUAUUGGGUGGUGCUGUCGACAUGAUACGUGAUAAAAUUUUUAUAUGUCACAGCAAUACAGUGAAAGGAUUUUCGAAAAAGGGAAAACUUUUUCUCGAUUUUGAUACGAGCCUUCUUGACGAUAUUACCGCAAUUUACGUUUUGGGACCAGAUUUGGCAGCUUGCUCUCGAGAUGUUUAUCAUCGUUAUCGGGAUUGCAAGGAUGCAGAUUCUUAUUUAGUUGGCGAACGACUUCUCGAUGUUGUUCUACUUCCGGCGGAGGGACUUGCUGUUUAUACAGUUUUAGCCUGCAGUGAUUGCGCUGUAAGAGUCCUGUACGGAACGAAAAGUCCAACAAUAAUUAGAUUACCAAGUGUGCCAUCAAUUUUGAAAUUAUUCAGGGAAGAUAAUGUAUUAUCAAGGAAUCACGUUUUAAUGGGAACUUUAGAUGGAAAAGUAGGUCUUUUAAUUCUAGAAACCAAUAAAACCGUACGUGUCACGUGGCUAUUAAAUGAUUCGAGUUCAGAAAUUACCGCUUUAGAUACUUACGUUUUACAAGAUACUCUGGAUUUUAUCGUGGGAAGGCAAAAUGGAAUUGUCGAGGUUUUCGCCUUUCCCACCGACGAGGAAGCAACUCCAACUUUACGAUUCCGUUAUAAUUGUGGCGAAAGUGUGAGCAGUUUAAAUGGCGGUGUCGUGGGAGCAAUUGGCUUUUCAGAAAUUCUGGUAACAACUUAUUCGGGAAGAAUUUUCGGUCUCUCGACAAAACCACCGGGAUUAAUGGAGGCAAUGCAAAAUCAGGCGAGCAUUUCAAAAUUAGAACAAGAAAUCGAACAAUUGCAAUUGAAAUUAACUGAGGAAAGGGAUACAUCUAAUUAUGUCGCUGAAAAUCUUGUUCCUUUGGUUCUAUCCGUAAAUUACAGAAUGGCCCUUAAUAAAGCUGACACUUCAUAUUCGUUAUCGGUCGAGCUGGAUACGGCAAUAGACAAUGUUUUAAUUCAAUCUGACGCUCCUAUUGAACUUUUGGAUGUUGAAAGUAAUAAUGCAGUGGCUAGUUUAUCAAUUUGUGAUCCCAAUGAGGGAAAUUAUGUUUUAGCAACUUAUCGAUGCCAAAUAAAUACAAAAAUGCUGGAAAUGAGAAUAAGGACCAUAGAAGGACAAUCUGGAACUUUACAAGUUUACGUAACGUCUGACGUUCAGCCGAAAUGUUGUCGAAAAAUAAUAAUUCCAAUUUAUGCCCUUUCACUGCACACGAGAUUGCAUGAAGAAGAAACACCAAUUGGCGGACCAUUCAAUGAAUUAAAAUUAAAUGGAAAUUAUUCCGUUGCCGAGAUGCACGCGUGGCUUUCUCUUGUUUUACCAGAAGCUCCAGAAAGACCAUUUCUACAAGAAGGCGAGGCAACAUUAACCUACACGUCAUGUUUUAUUGGAACAAAUCUCAAAUGCAUUUAUAAAAAAGGAAGUGCAACUUUUCUCAGUGAAAAUAUUUCAACAAUUAUCAUUCUUCGCGAUGUUCUUACUAAAGAGGCCACCAAACGGAAAAUGAAACUCGACGUUUUUUGCGAAGUAUCGGAGGCGAGUUUAACGAGAGUAUUGGAAAUAAUUCUGCCACGAAUAAAAACUGCUCACGAUUUAACGGAGAAAACAAUGAUUCUCGAUGCCCUUGAAUAUUGGGAGUUGAAGGAGAAUCCAAAGAAAAAUCUUGGCACAGAAUAUCAGGAAAUUGUGAAAAAUGAAUUAAAUAUCAGGGCUCAGAUGAUUAAUAAUAAGGACAUAUUGCAAAGACUCAAUGCUGUUGUCAUAGAUCUUUAUGUCGAUUGGCAGCGAGCAAAAGGCUCUCACAGGAUCACUAAUCGUGUUGCAUCGGGAAAAUUGGACUCAGCUCUCAAAUCGAUGGACUUGAGAGAAAUUCUUCAAAUAUUUCUCGAUCGAGACAUUCCCUGUGAUAUAGAAAAUCUUCCAAGUGCCUCAAGGGAUCAAAGCUAAAUGUUAAAGUAAAUAUAAAAAAAAAUAUUACUAAUUCAAUUUAAAUUUGCGAGUCAAAUUUAAGGAUUAUUACUUAAUAUUUCUCUCUCCAAAAUUUUAAAGUAAAAAAAGUUGCAAUUUUUUUCAACGACAAAUUCAUAA
Leptopilina heterotoma is the source of this 3292-nucleotide messenger RNA. Its product is annotated as Bardet-Biedl syndrome 7 protein homolog. Gene Ontology annotation, cellular component: axoneme; membrane; BBSome. Gene Ontology annotation, biological process: intracellular protein localization; cilium assembly; intracellular transport. Bases 1124 to 3151 code for a protein of 675 amino acids. Gene Ontology annotation, molecular function: protein binding. NCBI's taxonomy places the organism in Eukaryota, Metazoa, Arthropoda, Insecta, Hymenoptera, Figitidae. The record is from RefSeq and is a predicted model, not a curated record. The transcript is spliced from 18 exons.